Pieris macdunnoughi is the source of this 840-nucleotide messenger RNA. NCBI's taxonomy places the organism in Eukaryota, Metazoa, Arthropoda, Insecta, Lepidoptera, Pieridae. The record is from the annotation of a GenBank genome assembly.
AUGGCCUCAUUUAAAUUCAACUUCAACGGAACAGAUGAAGCUGUCGAUAUGAAAGAAAAUACAGAAAUUGAAUGGUUGCAAUGUGAACAGGUUGAGCUCACCAACCAACAUAAUAAUUUAGAAACUAUAGCAAAACAAGCAAGAAUGUUUAUGUGUGGUGAUGUGGAGAUAGGUCAUGUUUUUACAAACCAGUUGUCUAUUGAAAUUAGUCAAAGCAAAAAAAAUGCUGUGGAGUUAGCUGAAAAAGAACACAGUGAUUUAAUUACUGGAAAGUAUGAAGGUGGGAUAAAAAUUUGGGAAUGCACUUAUGACCUUAUUGAGUUUUUAGAGAAUAAUGAUAUUAAUCUGGAUAGUAAACAAAUAUUAGAUUUAGGUUGUGGAACAGGUAUUCUGGGCAUAUAUUCCUACCUCAAAAAUGCCACAGUCACCUUUCAAGACUAUAACAAAGAAGUAUUGGAAAAUAUAACAAUACCAAAUUUAUUACUUAACAUUGAGGAUGAAACUACAAGACAAUCUGAAAUACAAAAAUUUAAAUUUUUUUCUGGUGAUUGGAAGUCAUUUAAUGAUUUUUUGUCUAAUGAUGAGAAAUAUGAUGUAAUACUUACAUCUGAGACAAUAUAUAAUCUAAAUAACUAUGAUAAGCUUAUCAAACUAUUUGAAACAAGAUUAAGUAAAAAUGGUGUCAUUUAUGUAGCAGCUAAAACAUAUUAUUUUGGUGUUGGUGGUGGAACAAGACAAUUUGAAAAGGCAAUAGAAAACUCAGGGACAUUAAAAUCGGAAAUUGUAUGGAAAACAACAUCUGGAAUACAAAGAGAGAUAAUUAAAAUAUAUAAAAUUUAA